GAGCCCGAAGUUUGGGGGCUGCUGGGCAGCCCGGAGCGGGGAGGGGCGGGCGCACCGGAAGGAGGCCCUGAGCUGCUGCCCAAGAAGCCUUCCCGGCCGCCGCCGCCGGCCCCGGGACCCCGCCGGACAGCCGCUCCGAAGCUGCGGCUCUUCCUCUGGCUCGGUUACCCAAGAAGCCACAAGAUGACCAAAGUAGCAAGAAGACGUUUGCUUUUGAGGAAAGCCAUUCAGCAGCAGCCGCCACGGUGACUUUCCACAUCUCUCCUCGCUUGUUGGUUGGCUUGGAGGUCUCCACUGCCCAGAGGCUGGGCUGAAGGUGCCGCUUCCCCCUCGGUGCUUCCCUUGCCGGACAGCUUCCUCUGCUUGACUCGCCAUGGGAGGAUGCUUCUCCAAACCCAAACCAGUGGAAGUGAAAAUCGAGGUGGUGCUGCCAGAGAAGGAGCGCAUCAAAGAGGAGACAUCGCCCAACGGGAAGGCCAGCCCCAUCGUCUACAAGGCCAAUGGCACCUCGCGGCAUUACCAGCUGGAGGAGCACCCGGUCGCCCCCAACCCCUACCAGAAUGUGAAGGAUGUGGUGGAGGCCUUCGUUUGCCACGUGAAGGACCUGGACAUUGGACAGAUGCGAGAAGUCGAUCUGGGCUGUGGGAAGGCUCUGCUGGUGAAAGAAAAUGGAGAGUUUUACGCCAUGGGUCACAAGUGUCCUCAUUACGGCGCCCCACUGGUGAAAGGAGUCUUGUCCAAAGGCCGGAUCCGUUGCCCCUGGCACGGGGCUUGCUUCAACAUCGGCACUGGCGAUAUCGAAGACUUCCCAGGGCUGGAUAGUCUCCCCAAAUUCCAGGUGAAAAUUGAGAAGGAAAAAGUGUACAUCCGAGCAAGCAAACAGGCUCUUCAAGCCCAGAAGCGGACGAAGGUGAUGGCGAAAUGCAUCUCGCUGAGCAACUACAGCAUCAGUAGCACCAAUGUGCUCAUCAUUGGGGCAGGUCCUGCUGGGCUGGUAUGUGCAGAGACUCUCCGCCAAGAGGGCUUCUCGGACAGGAUUGUGAUGUGUACAAUCGAUCGACAUUUGCCCUACGACAGGCCCAAGCUGAGCAAGUCAAUGGAUUCCCACGCUGACCAGAUCGCUCUGCGUCCAAAAGAAUUCUUCCGCACGAACGACAUUGAGGUCCUGACUGAAAUGCAGGUGGUGGCGGUGGAUGUCAAGAACAAGACGGCCAUUUUCAAGGAUGGGUUUAAGAUGGAGUACAACAAGCUGCUGCUGGCAACAGGGAACACACCCAAAACGCUCAGCUGCAAAGGCAAGGAAGUGGAGAACGUCUUCACCAUCUGUGCUGUGGAAGAUGCCAACCGGGUGGUCAAAGUGGCCACUGAAAACGCUGUGGUGGUGGGAGCCUCUUUCCUGGGGAUGGAGGUGGCUGCCUACCUUUCGGAGAAGGCUCACUCAGUCUCGGUGGUGGAGCUGGAAGAAGCCCCCUUCAAGAAAUUCUUUGGGGAAAUUGGGCGAGCCAUCAUGAAGAUGUUUGAAAACAACCGAGUGAAGUUCUACAUGCAGACCGAAGUGUCAGAACUGCGGGAACAGGAGGGCAAGCUGAAGGAGGUAGUGCUGAAGAGGCGGCUACUCCGGGCAGACGUCUGCGUGAUCGGCAUAGGAGCCACUCCAGCCACUGGCUUUUUGAAGCAGAGCGGUGUCCAUCUGGACUCCAAAGGUUACAUCGUGGUGAACAAGAUGAUGCAGACCAACGUUCCAGGAGUUUUUGCUGCAGGCGACGCGGUGGCCUUUCCUUUGGCACUGAGGAACCACAAGAAGACCAACGUUCCCCACUGGCAGAUGGCUCACAUGCACGGGCGCAUAGCAGCACUGAACAUGCUGGCCUAUGGGACCGAAAUCAGCACCGUCCCUUACCUGUGGACAGCCAUGUUUGGCAAGAGCAUUCGCUAUGCAGGUCAUGGAGAAGGAUUUGAUGAUGUGAUUAUUCGGGGAGACCUAGACGAACUUAAAUUUGUAGCCUUUUACACUAAGAGCGACGAAGUGCUGGCCGUGGCCAGCAUGAACUACGACCCGCUGGUCUCCAAGGUGGCCGACGUCAUGGGCUCUGGCAGGACUAUCCGCAAGCGAGACGUGGAAACUGGCGACAUGUCCUGGCUGACGGGGAAAGGCUCUUAAGAGAUGGGGAUCCUGUGUUUGGUUCCCUUUCAGGGACCUUCCUCCAGGUGUGGCAAGCCCGACCUUCCCCUGAGACUCUUCUCCCAGCUGUCCCUUUGUCUCAAGGAUCUCUCUGGAGAGCAUCGGAGGUGGACUUGCCCUUGACCUGCUGUGAGACAGUUUGUAGCAGCUCCCAGGGCGGGGCUGAAGGAAGAAACAGUGGGACGCCGGGCUGAAUGCUGUCCAUGGAGGGGGCAGGAGAAGGAAGGGAUAUACAAAAGUGGCGGGCACCUUUUGCAGGCUGGCACAAACUGCUGAGCCUGCAUGGGAGAGGGCUCAGCUUCCUCAGGAUGCUGCCAUGGCACCACCCUUCCCUUCUCCCAAGUCAAGGCCCCAUCCCCACUUCUCCUGCGGUUGCCAUGUGCCAAAAUGUCUCCUUGCAUCAUAUGGAGGGAGGCAGGAAGAUGGAAAAGGUCCUGGGACACUGGGAAACCAGAACGCGGCUGAGCAGCUUGUUCCUUGUUCCUCUGGGCUGAACCUCCCUUGAUCUACUGGGAUGACUGGAAUCUGCUUGUUCUUUCCCGGGUCCAUCUCCCCACUUUUUUUUGGGGGGGGGGCAAUGCACUUUAUAGAUUCCGGAUCAAGUUUCUUCUGCAGGAAUGCUGACAGAAUUCCGUGGUCUCAGAUUACUGGAUUACUAGGAAAGGAUUGUCUUCUGGCUAUUAAUUGAAAGUACUGUUGCCUUUUCAUAAAUCAAGCUUAAUUUUUGUCUCUUCCUUCCCCCUUUAUUGGAAUGCAACCUCUUAGUCUGGAAAGGCCAAAACCAACCCCAGGCAGAAAAUGUUCUCUCUCUUUUUCCCCUUCCAGUGUGAUUGAUUCAUAAAUCUACAUGGGGGGAAACUGAGUCAUCCUGGUCACACUCAGACUAGUGAAAUCGUCACUGGGUUUGGACGUGUGAGGCCACAGCGUCAUGGGGCCACUCUCUUUAGUUUUUAUGCUACAGUUAAUCCUCGACUUACAACCAUUCAUUUAGCGACUGUUCAAAGCUCCAACGGCCUUGAAGAAAAGCAACUGGCAACAAGUCCUUGCACUUACGACCAUCACAACGUUCAUUGUAUUCAAAAUUGCAUGCUUAGUAACCAGCAUGUAUUUUCGAGGGUUGCAGAGUCCCGGGUCGUGUGGUCACCAUUUGCGACGUUCCCGGCAGACUUCCAACACCCAGAGUCAAGGGGGAAACCAGUUUCACUUAAUGACCAUGUGAUUCACUUAACUGCAGUGAUUCAUUUAACAAUGGUGGCAAAACAGGUCAUAGAAUUGGGUGAAAAUCACCGUAGCAACAGAAAUGCUGGUCCCAAUUGUGGUCGGAAUUUGAGGACUACCUGUACACCCUUUGGAACACCACCACCACCGGUGGCUCCCCAUCCCAGGUGCUCAAGUAAGAGGGCGGUUGGGCUGGCCUAACGGGCCUCUCCUGCAUCAUGUAGGCGUUCACAAUCUCCC
This is a messenger RNA of Thamnophis elegans (Western terrestrial garter snake), 3640 nucleotides long. RefSeq names its product apoptosis inducing factor mitochondria associated 3 (gene AIFM3). Gene Ontology annotation, cellular component: mitochondrion; cytoplasm. The record is from RefSeq and is a predicted model, not a curated record. Gene Ontology annotation, molecular function: flavin adenine dinucleotide binding; 2 iron, 2 sulfur cluster binding; oxidoreductase activity, acting on NAD(P)H. Gene Ontology annotation, biological process: execution phase of apoptosis. Lineage: Eukaryota; Metazoa; Chordata; Lepidosauria; Squamata; Natricidae.